CAGAGAGCACGUUGCCUGACUUAGGACAGCGGAGUCUAUGUUGGGACCAGGGUGAUGAGGCAACCCAAGUGGCCGGCAGGAGCAAUGGAGGGAGGGAGGAGGCAGAAGUUGUGUUCUGGUUGGGGAACGUAACCUUAACCAGUCGCUGCUGUGCACAAACAACAACAGUGGACAGAAGAUGGUUUAACACCCGAGGAAAAAAAUAAAAAUCUACGACAAAAGAAGAAGAAGAAGAAGAAGAAGAAGAAGAAGAAGAAGAGGACUGAACCAUGGCUGGAAUCCUUUGGGUAUGGCUCAUGUGACCCCCAAGUGUAAUCCCUGACUGAAGGGGCCAAGAUGGCAGCUGCAGCCGAUGACCCACACCUGGGUCCUGGCCCAUCGAAUGACGAAGAGGUCCUCCUGGAUGACUCUGACUCAGGCAGCAUACUCUCUGACGACUCGGUGCUUCCCGACUACGAACAAGAUACAGUCUAUAGGGAGCCACCGAAAACGCUAUAUGAGGCCUGUUCCAGGAACGACCCCAUUUCCCUCAGCAACAUCCUGGAGAGAGGGGUCACCAAGGAGGAGGCCAUGGAGCUAGACAUCAAUGGCAGGAAUGGACUGAUGCUAGCUGUGUCCAAGGGUUUUGUGGACAUCGUCACCCUCCUGCACAAAUGUCCAUUCAUAGACAUCAACCACCAAGACAAUGAUGGCAACACUGCUCUCAUGAUAGCUGCACAGGCCGGAUUCAUCACCAUCCUAAACUACAUCCUGAACUACUAUUCUGGUGUGGAGACUGAGCUCAGAGACCCUCGUGGCUUCACGGCCCUCAUCAAGGCAGGCCUGCAGGGGCGAGAGGACUGUGUGACCGCCCUGCUGAUGCACGGUGCAGACAUGCAUGUGGUGGACCUGGUCCAAGGCAGAGGGCUUAAGGACUGGGUCCUUCGGACUGGACGGUUUGAGACACUGAGCAGGAUACGACGCCUGCAGGCUCACCCUGUUGCCGGGCAGUUCUGUGAAAGCUACAAGCCUGAGUGGCCUGAACUGAAACAGCUGGUGGAAAAGACCACUGCCCCAAAAUCAACCAAUCAGAAGUUGAGACAGCGCUUAAAAGAAAGCCUUUCUUUUAGCUUCCCUCAUGACCCCCAAGACAACGGGGUUAUGGAUCAUAUGGUUCGGAUAACUACAAGCAUUCACAGCCCCCUGGUAGUUACCGGUUCCCGGCCGCUUUGCCCCACUAGUCCCCCUGAAAUCGGCAAGAGACGGUACGCCGUACCAGAACUGCUUGAAAAGCACAGCAGCAAGGAGCUGGAGGAGAGCACUGUGUCCCACAGCAACGGAUCCAUCACUUCAGCGUCUCCAACAGCUUUGUCCGCCACCUCUGUCUCUCUGACAUCCUGCUGCCAGGAGGCAGAGCGCAGGGAGAGCAUGCCAUCAGGCGGCAUCAGAAGUUUCAUCCCCCGCAGCAUGGCACACAGGAACAGCAUAUUCCCCUCGGGUUGCAUUCCUAAGAUUGAAGUGACAAAGUCUGGGGAGCCCACACCAAAAAAGGAGCAAAAGAAGAAGAGGCAGAAGGGCUACCUGGAGCCGCCCGUCUGGAAGUACAAGGAGGCCAAGGAGGAGAAAAAGAGAGAGAAGAAAAGACAAGAACUGGAGAAAGAAGAUGAGAAAAAACCUAAAGGGUCCAAAAAAUCCUCCAGCAAACGCUGAGUCAGCCAGAUAAAAUUUCACUGUGAUAUGGCCACACACAAAAUAAAUAAAACAGUGAGAUAACGGUGACUCUGAUUUCUGUAACGAGAGAAAGUCGGUGCUAAACAACUUUGGGAGCAAGCAUCUGACAAAUUUCAUGAAUGGAUUUGAACUUUGGCUCCAACAGAAACUUUGAUCCACUGGAAGGUCAUGAUAUUUCUAAACACUUUUUGACAUCUUAGGCACAAAAUUAUGUUAUUCCUAAUGAUGUUUGCAUUUAAACAUCAUUAGAUUUUCUACAUCUCAAGCCUGGUGAGUCUUUUGCUUUUGCACUACUGUGUCUGCUUGAGCUGCAGUUUUAAAGACACUUCUUUUUUCUUGGGGAUCUUACCAAUGUAUACUUGGUGAAAAGCUUUAUGGUAACUGAAUACUAAAUAAACUGCCAAUAGCCUGUACUGUAAAUGAGACAUAUAGGAUCAAAAAUGUCAUCAGUAUCAUCGUUAAAUUAUAAUAAGUUGUUAUAUCCAAAGGACCUAAAAGAGACAAAACAAGGGGCCAACAAUAGUCAUGUGACUACAGAGGAACAAAAGGAAGAUGACUCCCUGCUCUGAUGAAUCACCUUUUAAUUUCUAUCAUGUGGUUGGCUUACGUAAGGAACUUAUGUGUGGUGGUUUGGAGAAUGUUCUGGUGGGGAACAUUUUGUCCUGCCAUCCAACCAUUCAUCCAUCCACUUAAUAACUGUCACAGACCAUGUACAGAUAAACACAACAAGAGGAGGUGUUGACUUCAAAUUGUCCAUGGAGGCUUCACCUCACAACGUGUGCAGUCUACUAAUAACAUUGUGGUACCACAACACACCUUCAGGGGUCCAUACCUCAAUGAGGAAUAUUAGGACCAACACAUACAUCAUUAUGGUGGCAUUCAUAUUGUUAUUCCUGACUGAUGUUUGUUUUCUAAUUGCCUACCCAGUUCCCACCUCUCCUGCAACAUGUAGCAUCUACCAACUUGGCUUUCUCCAAGUUUCCGACACUCCAAAACGUUUUUGAACCUCAUUACGGACAUUUAUAACUGAAAGUGCUAAGUCUGCACGCUUGGCUUGUGGUGAAUGACGGACUUAUGGUACAUUUGCAAGUCCUCGGUCUGCAGCAAUGUUUUGUGUUUUGUUAGACAAAGUCAACAGAACAUGCUUUGUGUGCAACUUUGCUUUUUGAUAAAAGGAGAAGCCAAGGAACCUCUGAGAGGAACUGCCUGUACCAAAUGUUACUCAGGGUUAUUAAAUUAUGGACUUUUCACAAUCGGAUUGUUUGUGGAAACUAGAAAAAAGUGUUAAUGUUAUAUUUGUGUAUUCAGUUUGCUAAUUACAGUAACACAACUAUUAAUGCAAAUUAAUCCAAAACAUAUCCAGUUGUAACAGAUUAUAUCUAUCUAUGACGUCAAUCUAAUUAGGCAAUCUCUUCUUUGAUAGAAAGUUUGAAGACUACUUUAAAAACAAAAUACUUUGAGCACUCAGGUUUUUUGUGGCAUAUUUAAGGUGUGGAAUCAAUGACGAGUGUUUGUAAUGCAAGCUUGUAAUAAAUUUUCUUGACCUUUG
Messenger RNA from Xiphophorus maculatus (southern platyfish), 3259 nucleotides. RefSeq names its product ankyrin repeat domain-containing protein 33-like (gene ankrd33aa). The transcript is spliced from 5 exons. The record is from RefSeq and is a predicted model, not a curated record. The coding region runs from base 337 to 1689 and encodes 450 amino acids. NCBI's taxonomy places the organism in Eukaryota, Metazoa, Chordata, Actinopteri, Cyprinodontiformes, Poeciliidae. Gene Ontology annotation, molecular function: protein binding.